Pseudophryne corroboree (corroboree frog) is the source of this 1952-nucleotide messenger RNA. It is a transcript of the gene STAMBP, whose product is annotated as STAM binding protein. Gene Ontology annotation, biological process: protein K63-linked deubiquitination. Gene Ontology annotation, cellular component: endosome; cleavage furrow. Gene Ontology annotation, molecular function: metal-dependent deubiquitinase activity; protein binding; K63-linked deubiquitinase activity. The transcript has 10 exons. Lineage: Eukaryota; Metazoa; Chordata; Amphibia; Anura; Myobatrachidae. The coding region runs from base 24 to 1361 and encodes 445 amino acids. The record is from RefSeq and is a predicted model, not a curated record.
UGAGGAGGUGACAGGGGGGCAUUAUGACAUGGCCGCUGUGCUGUGCAGGGCAGGAGAGUGUCAGGGAGCGAGUAGUACUGCUAUAUAGCUCCAUCCCCCAAUAUCUCACCAUGCCAGAAUACAGUGAUACCAGCCUCCCUCCAGAGGAAAGGAUACGGGCUCUGGUAUUAAAGGGGACGUCGGUGGAAGUCAAUGAUGAUAUCCCUCCCAAACGUUACUAUCGAUCCGGUGUUGAAUUGAUUCGUAUGGCCAAUGUGUACGCAGGGGAGGGGAACACAGAAAAUGCCUUUAUCUUAUACAACAAGUAUAUCACGUUGUUUAUAGAAAAGCUUCCUAAACAUCGGGACUAUAAAACUGCCAACGCUCCAGAGAAGAAGGAAACUCUGAAGAAACUAAAGGAAGUGGCCUUCCCAAAAGCCGAAGAGCUAAAGAAAGAACUACACAAGCAAUACGGUAAAGAGUAUGCUGAGUUUCUGGAGAGAAAGAAAUGCGAGGAAGAAGAGUGUGCUCGCCGCCUGGCGCUGCAGCAGCAGCUGGAUGCAGAGAAGCAGCGGGUGGCGCUCAUGAAACAGCAGCAGGAGCAACAGGAACAGCUCCAGGUCUUUGAAGAGAUGAUCAGAAGGAAGGAACUGGAAAACGAGCGGCUACAAAUCCUACACCAGUUCUCUACUGACAACUCCAGUUCACAGUUGCCUGGCGAGCCCCUCAUUCCAGGGGUCAAUGCUCCCCCUAUUAUUCCUCCGCCCCCUACAAAUGACACUGUCCUACCCCGACCACCUGUUGUAGAUAGGACUCUGAAGCCAAUGUCUAUCAGUCAUCAUGAAAGCUUUGUGUCAACUGAUGGUCUGCGCCAUGUAAGGAUUCCUCGGGAAGUGUGCGUGAGGUUUCUGAAAUUGGCAGAGGCCAACACGCAGAGAGGGGUGGAGACCUGCGGGAUCCUGUGCGGGAAGCUGAUGCAGAAUGAAUUUACCAUCACUCACGUCAUUGUGCCCAAACAGAGUGGAGGCCCCGAUUACUGCAACACAGAGAACGAGGAGGACUUAUUCCUUAUCCAGGACCAGCAUGGACUUAUCACACUGGGCUGGAUACAUACGCAUCCCACGCAGACCGCCUUCCUUUCCAGCGUCGACCUGCACACUCACUGCUCAUACCAGAUGAUGCUUGCAGAAUCCAUCGCCAUUGUCUGCUCCCCAAAGUUCCAAGAAACAGGAAUUUUCAAGCUGACGGACUAUGGCAUGAAAGAGAUUGGUGACUGUCGAGAGAAAGGGUUUCACCCGCACUGCAAAGAUCCCCCUCUGUUCUGUGCCAGCAACCACACUACAGUCUGUGAGCAGGACGUCAUUGUCAUGGACCUGCGAUAAUUCCUGCAAGGUGAAUGCCAACUCCCCACACCUGCGUUGUCAUUAAACUCUUUUUAAAGACUUGGUUGUAGAGACGGAACAUACAGGAAUACACAGAGAACAUGAUCUCGUCUGUGGAGGAUGUGGCCAUUGUGAUCUGACUCCUGUUGCUCACAGAGCUGGCCCAUUAUUAACCAGCAGCCACUUGGUGUUCAUGGCUGUACAGUGCACUUGUAUCACUUGUAACCAUGAAACCAGCUUUCAAAACUAGUGAACAGCUGGUGGAGUUUUUUUCCCUCUUUACAACAUUUAACAGCUCGUGACACAUUUUGGUGCUAAAUCUUCAAAACGUUUCUUUCUCGCUAUUUGGGUCUGUGCACUUACCGCUAAAUUAUUUUUUUUUUAUGCUUUUGUCAUAUUCCAGCUUUAGUUUGUUUUUCUAAGCAAGAUUUCGGCUUUCAGGUUCCGGAUGUUAUUUUAGUAAUAGAUAUGUUGUACAUAAAUUAAUUUAUUUGAUCCUACAGAAUGCCAGAAAGAAUCUCACAGUUUGAUAAAAGAGGAUAAUACUGUAUAAUGUUUAUUUUCUAGCAACAUUAAAUAUUUUCAAUGCUC